GGGCCCUGGCGGAUGGAGACAUGCUGGCCCUGCUGCUGCUGCCCCUGCUGUGGGGGGGGUCCCUGCAGGAGGAGCCAGGGUACGAGCUGCAAGUGCAGAAGUCGGUGACGGUGCAGGAGGGUCUGUGCGUCCUCGUGCCCUGCUCCUUCUCUUACCCCUGGAAUUCCUGGUACUCCCCUUCCCCACUCUACGUCUACUGGUUCCGGGACGGGGAGAGCCAAUACUAUGCUGAGGCUGUGGCCACAAACAACCCAGACAGAAGAGUGAAGCCAGAGACCCAGGGCCGAUUCCGCCUCCUUGGGGAUGUCAGGAACAAGAACUGCUCCUUGAGCAUCGGAGAUGCCAGAAUGGGGGACACGGGAAACUAUUAUUUCCGCGUGGAGAGAGGAAGGAAUGUAAAAUACAACUACGUACAGAAUAAGCUGAACUUGGAGGUGACAGCCCUGACAGAGAAACCCGACGUCCGCUUUCUGGAGCCUCUGGAGUCCGGCCGCCUCACAAGGCUGAGCUGCAGCCUUCCAGGAUCCUGUGAAGUGGGACGACCUCUCACAUUCUCCUGGACGGGGGAUGUCCUCAGCCCCCUGGACCCCGAAACCACUGGCUCCUCGGAGCUCACCCUCACCCCGAGGCCCGAGGACCAUGGCACCAACCUCACCUGUCAUGUGAAACACCAAGGAGCUCAGGUGACCACGGAGAGAACUGUCCAGCUCAAUGUCUCCUAUGCUCCACAGAACAUCACCAUCUUCAGGAAUGGCACAGCCCUAGAGAUCCUGCAAAACACCUCGACGCUUCUGGUCCUGGAGGGCGAGGCUCUGCGGCUGCUCUGUGAAGCUCCCAGCAACCCCCCUGCACACCUGAGCUGGUUCCAGGCAUCCUCUGCCCCGAACACCACCCCCAUCGCCAAUACUGGGAUCUUGGAGCUUCCUCGAGUAGAGUUUACAAAAGAAGGAGUCUUUACCUGCCGCGCUCAGCACCCGCUGGGCUCCCUGCACAUUUUUCUGAAUCUCUCAGUUUACUCCCUCCCACAGCUUCUGGGCCCCUCCUGCUCCUGGGAGGCUGAGAGUCUGCACUGCAGCUGCUCCUUUCGAGCCUGGCCGGCUCCCUCCCUGUGCUGGUGGCUUGGGGAGAAGCCACUGGAGGGGAACAGCAGCCAGGGCUCAUUCAAGGUCAACUCCAGCUCAGCCGGGCCCUGGGCCAACAGCUCCCUGAUCCUCCACGGUGGGCUCACCUCUGUCCUCAAAGUCAGCUGCAAGGGCUGGAACACCUAUGGGUCCCAGAGCGGCUCUGUCGUGCUGCUGCAAGGGAGACUGAACCUCAGGACAGGAGUGGUUCCUGCAGCCCUUGGUGGUGCUGGUGUCAUGGCCCUGCUCUGUAUCUGUCUGUGCCUCAUCUUCUUUUUAAUAGUGAAAGUCCGCAGGAAGCAAGCAGCUGGGAGACCAGAAAAAAUGGAUGAUGAAGACCCCAUUAUGGGUACCGUCUCCUGGGAUUCCAGGAAGAAGCCCUGGCCAGACAGCCCCGGAGACCAAGCAUCUCCUGCUGGGGAUACCCCUCCCUUGGGAGAACAACAGGAGCUCCAUUAUGCCUCCCUCAGCUUUUCUGAGAUGAAGUCGAGGGAGCCUAAGGACCAGGAGGCCCCAAGCACCACGGAGUACUCAGAGGUCAAGACAAACAAGUGAGGACUCCCCCAGAGCUCAGUCCUGGCCGGAGGAACCACAUCCUGUCUGGGGGGAAGGACAAGUCAGGGACCACUUGCUGAAGCACAAAGAGCCCU
Molecule: messenger RNA, 1771 nt
Organism: Macaca mulatta (Rhesus monkey)
Lineage: Eukaryota; Metazoa; Chordata; Mammalia; Primates; Cercopithecidae
Gene: SIGLEC14
Product: sialic acid binding Ig like lectin 14
Biological process (GO): cell adhesion
Cellular component (GO): plasma membrane
Molecular function (GO): sialic acid binding
Source: RefSeq